UUAGCUACAACUCUCUUCCUUAUUCUAUUGAGUGGAUCUAGAGCUGGGCGUGGUUCACAGAAUUUCUAGAGUCUAGACUCUCGAAGAAAUGUCUUCCUAUCUUCUAUUAGUAGUAAUACUGCUGUGCUUCAUGAGUAAUGGAAUGUUACUGGAGGCUAAUGGAGAGUCUUGUACUGAAGGAUUUAUGGAUUAUAGUCUUCUACAGGAUAAAGCAAGAAAUCCAUUGGGAUCAUUACGUAAUAACAGACUAGCUGAAAACACUGCCACAAGAUGGAUUAUUAUUGAGGAUCAAGAAGAUGAGAACUUUAUGAAGAGAGACAUCAUGUUUACUUGUGCUACAGUUGUACUAGAAAUAUUGAUUGGAGUUGAUAUAAGAACAGUUAAUGAUACUGUUGGUAGAAAUUUAUAUCCAAAAUUUGAAGUAUGGGCUCCAACUAAUGAUGAUGAUGUGUACACUAGAGAGAUGUCUAUUGAAAUCAGACUGACUCCUGAUAACUUUACAACUAAUGGACAGUAUCAUUUCACUCUCCCUACUCCAUUAAAUGUCUCCAGUGGAUACAGGAUUGGUGUAUAUCAACCUCCUGAUCACAGAAGUGUUGUUAGAUUUCAUUAUAUUAACCUGCCUAGUGGUAUUGAUGGAAUAGGAAAAGUAAAAUCAGGUAGAAUUAAUGAUACUAACAUUAAAAUAGCAGGAGGAAGUAAAAACGUUGACCACAAAACAUGGUAUAUAUUAAUAUACCCAUUAGCUCAGAAUACAAGUUGCUUCACACAACCUAUGCCUGAAAACAUGAACAACUUCGUAAGUAUGAUUACCAAUUCAAGGUUUCUUUAUGAUACCAGAAUAUUUCCUGAUAUAAAAUUCACAUGUCAUGGUAUUAUUACUAACUGGAUAUUAACUGUACAAGUGACGUCAGUGAUUAAAAUAAGACAUACAAAUAAUCUCACUACUACAGCUAUAGCAUUCAACCCCAAUGAUAUUUUUAACAUACCUCCAUUAUUAUCAAAUUUUACUAUGAGCAAUGAGAUAGCAGUACAACCUGGUGAUGUACUGAUGAUUGAAAGUAAUUCUACAAAUUAUAUGUACUAUCAGCAGUACAAUGGACCACACAAUUACAGACUGGGGGACAACAAUGAGUUAAUUGCAUUAGAUACCAAUGACUAUCCACUCAUCUCAGUUGUAGUAGAGCCAACAUCAUUUUAUACAGCUACUUCAACAAUCAGUAGUACACAUAUUAAUACUGUCAAUACUGUACUUCCAUCAUCAAGCAUAUACUCCACAGCUACUGUAACAAUGGAAUCAAUGAAGUAUACUAAAACUAGCUUAACUACAUCAAUGGAAAGUACAGUCAGUACACCAGUUACUACAUCUCAAGAUACAGGAAGUAAUACUACACUAGUACUAACUGAAAAUACUAUCACAGUUAGUGCAUCAAUGAAUAGUACAGUCAUCAAUACACCACUUACUACAUCUCAAAACACAAGAAGUAAUACACUAAUACUAGCAGGAAGUAUUAGUACAGCAGUAUUUAUAUUACUGGUAGUUACUAUACUAGUAAUAUUAAUAGUGAGUGUAUUAGUGUGUAGAAGAAUAUGGUAUAAAACAUCAAAUGGAAAUGAUACUUUCAGUUCUGGUGAAAGAAAAGCUGAUAUAAAUCAACAAUCAGAUGCACCAAAUAUGGAAAAUACACUAUUAGCAUCAGCUAAUCCUGCCUAUGGAGUUACUGGUGAAAGGCAUAAUACUGAUGUAUCUGCUAAUCCUGCCUAUGGUGUUGCUGAAAAAUCUGGUGUAUCUGCUAAUCCUGCCUAUGGUAUUAACACUGGAGGAAUAGAAAGUAAUAGUGUGUAUGGAGUUGAGUGGAGAAAUAAUUGUAUCAAUGAAGAAUCAUUAGUGUAUGAUGAACCAAGAACAAUGUAUCAUGAACAAGAGGUUACAAUAAGGCAAAAUGAAGCAUAUGGACAAAGCAACAAACUGCACCUUCUACAAUAACAUAGUCAUGUGUGUACUAUUAUUUUUAAUCAAAAUAAUGUAGUUAAGAUUGGUAAAACCAA
Messenger RNA from Amphimedon queenslandica, 2049 nucleotides. RefSeq lists its product as uncharacterized. The transcript is spliced from 8 exons. Bases 89 to 1987 code for a protein of 632 amino acids. The record is from RefSeq and is a predicted model, not a curated record. NCBI's taxonomy places the organism in Eukaryota, Metazoa, Porifera, Demospongiae, Haplosclerida, Niphatidae.